Messenger RNA from Dromiciops gliroides (monito del monte), 919 nucleotides. RefSeq names its product B-cell CLL/lymphoma 7 protein family member A-like. The record is from RefSeq and is a predicted model, not a curated record. Lineage: Eukaryota; Metazoa; Chordata; Mammalia; Microbiotheria; Microbiotheriidae.
GUGUGCGAGUGUGUGAGUGAGUGUGUGGAUGCAUGCAUGUGUGUGUGUGUGUGUGUAUGUGCGUGCGAGUGAGUGCGCGGCUGAGGAGGGGAAAGCGAGAAGGGCCAGGGCGCGCUCCAGCAGCCUCGCUCGCCUAGCCAGCACCAUGUCGGGCCGGUCGGUUCGAGCCGAGACCAGGAGCCGGGCCAAAGAUGAUAUCAAGAAGGUCAUGGCGGCCAUCGAGAAAGUGCGCAAAUGGGAGAAGAAAUGGGUGACCGUAGGUGACAUGCGGAUCUAUAAGUGGGUCCCCGUUACAGAGCCGAAGGUAGAUGACAAAAAUAAAAGCAAGAAGAAGGGCAAAGAUGAAAAGUGUGGGUCUGAGGUGACCACCCCGGAGAACAGUUCGUCCCCAGGGAUGAUGGACAUGCACGAUGACAACAGCAAUCAGAGCUCCAUAGCUGAUGCGUCACCGAUUAAGCAGGAGAACAGCAGCAACUCCAGCCCGGUGCCAGAACCAAACUCGGCAGCACAGGGGGACGGCCCCGAAGCGAAGUCCGAUGAGGUCCAUGCAGAGCCGAAGGAGCAAGCCGGAUCAGAAGAUACUUCUGAUGAACAGAAUUCACAGUCUUCAAUGGAAAAUUCAAUGAACAGUUCAGAGAAAGUCGAAAUGCAACCCUCUGGGGACAACGAUAUAACCACAGAAGCAUCAAAUAACUCUCAGGAUUCCGAAGGAGCACCACCUUCUAAAAAGAUGAAACUAGAGGCUUCCCACCAAAACUCCGACGAGAUUUAGACACGGAAGUAGGUUUUUCCAAUCCCAUUUUUACCGAAGGUACACCGGUGGGGCUUCAUUCUAGAACACGCAGACCCACGCUGACCCACGCAGCUUCUCAUGGAUGAGAACAGAACUCCUAACUUUUUAAAGUUUACCCAGCAAAAA